Messenger RNA from Protomyces lactucae-debilis, 885 nucleotides. RefSeq lists its product as uncharacterized. NCBI's taxonomy places the organism in Eukaryota, Fungi, Ascomycota, Taphrinomycetes, Taphrinales, Protomycetaceae. The record is from RefSeq and is a predicted model, not a curated record. The transcript has a single exon. Bases 95 to 754 code for a protein of 219 amino acids.
UACAGCGAGUGUGUGUUUGUCCACUGCGCUCUCUCCCUUUAGCACGGACAACGGUCCCCGUCUCUGUUCUUCACAGACACACCGCUAGAAAAGCAUGGCAGAUACUGCGCAGGGAGAGACUUCCUCACCAAGCAACCAUGCAAGAAUCAUCUCUCGCCUGCCGCUACCCGCCAGUCAUACCUCACCUAUCCGUGACAGUGCGAAACACUCAAGCACAGACAAGGAUGAGCGCUGUAUCUUGAGAGACUCGGAUGGCAGUCGCGUCAAUGGACGUCGUGCAUCCUCACCACCGCUCGCAACAGACACAGAGCAUCUACAAAAGCCAUCCAGCCAUGUCGACAGAAGAAGCAUGGCAUGUGCUCUGCCAGCUAGUCUGAAGCGCGACAUUAGUGCCUUUGGACCGCCUCGCAAGUUCAGCAGACCUAAAGCAACGCUCUCACAAUCGCUACCGGUUCCUAGCACGACAGCAACCUCAUCUGCACCAACACUACGCACAUUGACAGGCAAGGGAUUCGGCAGACGGACACAAGCAGUCGUGGUGAAUGCUCCAGGACGACGGAGUACACCCCCUGGCUCACCUACAACGAUGCAUGGUUUACAAGCGGAUUUUUCAGAUUUACGAAAUUGCUUUGCAGAGCUCAGUGUCACGGUGGCGAGACAGCAUGAACGGAUCAAGUGUCUCGAGGAUGUGCUGGCGCGUGUAGUGCAAGGCUCAACAGGUGCUGGUGAGAUGCAUGUUGUCGAUGAGAGGUGAGAUUUGUUAUGCUGGCGCUGCUUGGUUCUUGUGAGCUUCUUUAUCCUUUUGUACAGUACACCUGAGUAGCUCUACAUUACAAGACACUGCUACCUGCCACCUGGUGAUGUCGUGGUCAAGGGAGAGGAAGC